CGAAGAAGAAGAAGAAGAAGAAGAAGAAGAAGAAGAAGAAGAAGGAUGAUUAUUAUUAUUUAAAUGUAACCUUUAUUUAACUAGGCAAGUCAGUUAAUAACAAAUUCUUAUUUACAAUGACAGCAUACCCCGGCCAAAAAAGAAGAAGGAAAAAAAGAAAGAAAAAGAAAAAAAGAAGACAGACCGACAGUUUGUUUUGAUUUUCUUCCGGGUUGGAAAUCUAGCCGCCAAAUUGAAGUGACCUAAUGUGCAUAUGUUAUUAAGAGGUACUAGAUAUCUCUAAUUUACUUAAUAACUCCAUGCAAGCGUCAUUCUUUUUAUUUUGGCAUUCACAUACGCGUAUCAAACAUUGUUCAAUCUUUGCUGACAACUUCCAAAACUACACUAGCUAGCUAAAGUUAGCUAGCUCACACGGAGGACACAAUGGAAGAAGCGAGAAAAGGUGUUUUGGGGCACUUGAACAUGUUGGAAAUGAAGGCGAACAACUUGGAAUUAAAGCAGCAGGAACUUCGGCAGAGAGGUCGGCAGGAAGAGCUGAAUGCAAACCUACAGGCACUCCUCAGUAAAAGAGACCAGUUAAAAGCUGAAAUAAAGGCAAACACGUCUCUCCAGAAGAUGAGAACUCUACUGGACCGAACAGGUGUUCCAUAUGAGAGGAAUGAGGAUGUUGAUAACCUGGAAGAUGGCUCAGAUAACUCACAACUUCUGCUGAUGAUGGCCAGACACACACAACUGAAGGACCUGCUUCAUGCUCAUCAUCUUAUAGGUGGGUAUGAUGUCCUCCAGACUCGUAAAGGUAAAGGGGUGUGUGUCUCGUUGGCCACUGCGUACGAAGGCGUCUACCUUGAGACAUAUAACCUGGAGUUAGAUCUGGGGUCUAACCUGAGGAUCUGCCGACAUAACAUCCCCCCGUUCAUCCCCUUGGAGAGGCUUGUUACGAAGGGCAACAUGCAGACAGACAUCAGGGAUUUCCUGGACACCCUCAGCCAGUAUCUCAAUGCCUACGCUGGCCGCAAGCAGCAGCUACACCUCACCAAGGAGAUCCAUAGCUCUGUUCAGGUGGCGGAAAGUAAUGCUCUCUGUACUAUACUGGUGCUGAUGUUCACUAUACCAGGAGAGAAGGCCGAGGCUACACUGUGUACCCUGCAGUAUGCUGACCACACACAGUGCCUGCCCACCCGGGUCAACAUAGAGUCUGAAGACACUGCGCUGGUGAGUUCUCCACAAUGGAAGAAGAACCAAGCCCUACUCCUGGAGACUCCAUUACACACAGCUUUGGUGACCAUGAAGAAGACUGGCAGUAUCGCUUAGUCUGAUCACAGUAUGCUGUAAAUACGCUCAAGACUGAACAGUUGUUUAUGUCAAUGUAUUUCAUUUAUUUUUGACAUGUCAUUUUAUACUCAUUUCAUUGGCCGUCACGAUCUAUUAGUUGUCUGUUAUGAGUAUACAAAACAUUAGGAAGUAAUAUUGAGUUGCACACCCCCUUUUGCCCUCAGAACAGCCUCAAUUUGUCGGGGCAUGGAGUCGAAAGCAUUCCACAGGGAUGUUGGCCCAUGUUGACUCCAGUGCUUUCCACAGUUGUGUCAAUUUGGCUGGAUCUACUUUGGGUGGUAGACUGGUGCGCCUGGCACCUACUACCAUACCCCGUUCAAAGACACUUAAAUCUUUUGUCUUGUACAUUCAACCUCUGAAUAACACACAUACACAAUCCAUGUCUCAGUUGUCUCAAGGCUUAAAAUUCAUUCUUUAACCUGUCUCCUCCCCUUCAUCUACACUGAAGUGGGUUUAACAAGUGACAUCAAUAAGGGAUCAUAGCUUUCACUUUUAUUCACCUGGUCAGUCUGUCGUGGAAAGAGCAGGUGUUCUUAAUGUUUGGUCCACUCAGUGUAUAUCUUUUUGAGUUCAUGUACUUGUUAUUCAACAUUGUUUGCACAUGUAUAUAUUUUUGUUAAUAAAAAAGUAAAAUGCCCAUUUUA
Oncorhynchus keta (chum salmon) is the source of this 1976-nucleotide messenger RNA. RefSeq names its product centromere protein O (gene cenpo). The coding region runs from base 424 to 1311 and encodes 295 amino acids. Lineage: Eukaryota; Metazoa; Chordata; Actinopteri; Salmoniformes; Salmonidae. The record is from RefSeq and is a predicted model, not a curated record. Gene Ontology annotation, cellular component: kinetochore; Mis6-Sim4 complex. The transcript is spliced from 6 exons.